AGAACUCCCUCGGCUUCUUCUUCGCAAUAUUCAGCUUCACCUCCAUAUUAUGCUGCAAAUCAACCUCCUAUAACACCAAAUCCUCCACGUCAAACAAGAACAGACCAGAUCGUUCAGAUAAGUGGAAGAGGUCCAUCAAGUGCCAACGUAGUUUUACCCUCGCGCCAGCCUACACAUCCUAAGAGGCACAACAGAUGGUUUAAUCUAGAACUAUGGGAUUCAGAUAUUUACAAAGACGGCCUCAAAUCUUGGCGUCAGGCAUCCCAAGCAUCUACAGGAACUGUACCACUUCCUAUGAUAAUCGAGUUUUUUCUGGAUGUGUCAGAGUUAAAUAAAAAUCAAAUUCUCGUUAUAACAGAUGAGAUUUCAAGGAGGCGUAAAGUUGAUUUGCACAAUUUAAGUGGGUCUAACGAGAACGGUAAAUCAAAAAAUAUUAUGUUGGAACGUUGGCAAUUGACUUUAAGGUGGC
Molecule: messenger RNA, 469 nt
Organism: Racocetra persica
Lineage: Eukaryota; Fungi; Glomeromycota; Glomeromycetes; Diversisporales; Gigasporaceae
Source: the annotation of a GenBank genome assembly